Cricetulus griseus (Chinese hamster) is the source of this 5145-nucleotide messenger RNA. The record is from RefSeq and is a predicted model, not a curated record. NCBI's taxonomy places the organism in Eukaryota, Metazoa, Chordata, Mammalia, Rodentia, Cricetidae.
AGCCCCCUUCAGUCAUGCUGUUGAAUGGUGACUGCUCAGAGAGCUUGAAGAAGGAAGAAGGGACAGCUGAGCUACCCAAAGAAAAUGGGCUGGAUGAGGGUGAGCCUGGUGAUGAGACCACUGGACAGGAAGUCAUUGUCAUUCAGGACACAGGCUUUUCUGUGAAGAUCCUGGCCCCUGGCAUUGAGCCCUUUUCCUUGCAGGUAUCCCCCCAGGAGAUGGUGCAGGAGAUCCACCAGGUGCUCAUGGACCGUGAGGACACUUGUCACCGUACCUGCUUCUCACUGCACCUGGAUGGCAACAUGCUGGACCACUUCUCAGAGCUUCGUAGUGUGGAGGGUCUGCAGGAGGGCUCGGUGCUCCGAGUUGUGGAAGAGCCUUACACAGUUCGUGAGGCCCGUAUCCAUGUGCGUCACGUCCGAGACCUCCUCAAGAGCUUGGACCCAUCUGAUGCCUUCAACGGAGUUGACUGCAAUUCCUUGUCCUUCCUGAGUGUCUUCACUGAUGGUGACUUAGGAGACAGUGGGAAACGGAAGAAGGGCUUGGAGAUGGACCCCAUUGACCACUGUGUCCCCUGCAGCCCCAGAACCGUGACUGGAAGCCCCUGCAGUGUCUGAAAGUGCUCACCAUGAGCGGCUGGAACCCACCUCCUGGGAACCGCAAGAUGCACGGGGACCUCAUGUACCUGUUUGUGAUCACUGCUGAGGACCGGCAAGUCAGCAUCACCGCAUCCACGAGGGGCUUCUACCUGAAUCAGUCCACAGCCUACCACUUCAAUCCCAAGCCUGCCAGCCCCCGCUUCCUCAGCCAUUCCCUAGUAGAACUGCUCAACCAGAUCAGCCCAACCUUUAAAAAGAACUUUGCUGUCCUGCAGAAGAAAAGGGUCCAGCGCCAUCCGUUCGAGAGGAUUGCUACCCCGUUCCAGGUAUACAGCUGGACAGCCCCUCAGGCAGAGCAUGCCAUGGACUGUGUACGUGCUGAGGACGCCUACACCUCAAGGCUGGGCUAUGAGGAGCACAUUCCUGGACAGACCCGUGACUGGAAUGAAGAGCUGCAGACAACAAGGGAGUUGCCCCGCAAGAACCUGCCUGAGCGGCUACUUCGAGAAAGAGCCAUAUUCAAGGUGCACAGUGAUUUCCCCGCAGCAGCCACAAGGGGUGCCAUGGCAGUUAUUGAUGGCAAUGUGAUGGCCAUCAACCCCAGCGAGGAGACCAAGAUGCAGAUGUUCAUCUGGAACAACAUCUUCUUUAGCCUGGGCUUUGAUGUCCGGGACCACUACAAAGACUUUGGUGGGGAUGUGGCAGCCUAUGUGGCGCCCAGCAAUGACCUGAAUGGUGUGCGCACUUACAAUGCUGUAGAUGUGGAGGGGCUGUACACACUGGGUACAGUGGUAGUGGAUUACCGCGGUUACCGUGUCACAGCUCAGUCCAUCAUCCCUGGCAUCCUGGAGAGGGACCAGGAGCAGAGUGUCAUCUAUGGCUCCAUUGACUUUGGCAAAACAGUGGUGUCGCACCCACGCUAUCUGGAGCUUCUAGAGCGCACCAGCCGGCCCCUCAAGAUCCUGCGUCACCGAGUGCUUAAUGACCGAGACGAGGAGGUGGAGCUCUGCUCCUCAGUGGAGUGUAAGGGCAUCAUUGGCAAUGAUGGACGCCACUAUAUCCUUGACCUGCUCCGCACUUUCCCACCGGACCUCAACUUCCUCCCUGUGCCUGGGGAGGAGCUGCCUGAGGAGUGCACUCGUGCUGGCUUCCCUCGAGCCCAUCGACACAAGCUGUGCUGUCUGCGCCAGGAGCUGGUGGAUGCCUUUGUGGAGCACAGGUACCUUCUCUUCAUGAAGCUGGCUGCUUUACAGUUGAUGCAGCAGAAGGCCAACAAGGAGACCCCCUCCUCCCUGGAGAAUGGUGGUCCUCCCUCCUCAGCAGAGGCUGACUCUGAAGACUCAGUAGGACCUGAGGCAGGAAGUGAGGAGGAGGGCAGUAGUGUGAGUGGCCUCGCCAAGGUGAAGGAGCUGGCAGAGACGAUCGCCUCAGACGAUGGCACAGUAGACCCUCGAAGCCGAGAGGUGAUUCGAAAUGCCUGCAAGGCUGUUGGCUCCAUCAGCAGCACGGCCUUUGACAUUCGCUUCAACCCUGACAUCUUUUCCCCAGGGGUUCCUUUUCCUGAGUCCUGCCAGGAUGAAGUUCAGGACCAGAAGCAACUGUUGAAAGAUGCAGCAGCCUUCUUGCUCUUCUGCCAGAUCCCUGGUUUGGUAAAGGAUUGCACAGAGCAUGCUGUGUUGCCCAUGGAUGGGGCCACGCUGGCUGAGGUGAUGCGCCAACGUGGUAUCAACAUGCGCUACCUGGGCAAGGUGCUGGAUCUGGUGCUACGGAGUCCGGCCCGUGACCAGCUGGACCACAUUUAUAAAAUCGGUAUUGGAGAACUCAUCACACGCUCUGCCAAGCAUAUCUUCAAGACGUAUCUACAGGGAGUGGAGCUCUCAGGCCUCUCAGCUGCCAUCAGCCACUUCCUGAACUGUUUCCUGAGCUCCUACCCCAACCCUGUGUCCCACCUGCCCGCUGAUGAGCUGCUCUCCAAGAAAAGGAACAAGAGGAGCAAAAGCCGGCCUCCCGGAGCUGCAGACAACACUGCCUGGGCUGUGAUGACCCCCCAGGAGCUCUGGAAGAACAUCUGCCAGGAGGCCAAGAACUACUUUGACUUCACCCUUGGGUGUGAUUCUGUGGACCAGGCUGUGGAGACCUACGGGCUGCAGAAGAUAACACUGCUUCGAGAGAUCUCCCUGAAAACCGGGAUCCAGAUUCUGCUGAAGGAGUACAGCUUUGACAGCCGCCACAAGCCUGCCUUCACUGAGGAGGACGUGCUCAACAUCUUUCCUGUGGUGAAGCAUGUCAACCCCAAGGCCUCAGAUGCCUUCCACUUCUUCCAGAGUGGGCAGGCCAAAGUACAGCAGGGCUUCCUGAAGGAAGGCUGUGAGCUCAUCAAUGAGGCCCUGAACCUGUUCAAUAACGUGUAUGGAGCCAUGCAUGUGGAGAUCUGCGCCUGCCUGCGUCUCCUGGCCCGCCUCCACUACAUCAUGGGUGACUAUGCUGAGGCACUCAGCAACCAACAGAAGGCAGUGCUGAUGAGUGAGCGGGUGAUGGGCAUCGAGCAUCCCAACACCAUCCAGGAGUAUAUGCACCUGGCCCUGUACUGCUUUGCCAGUAGCCAGCUGUCUACAGCCCUGAGCCUGCUGUAUCGUGCCCGCUACCUCAUGCUGCUUGUAUUUGGGGAGGACCACCCUGAGAUGGCAUUGUUGGAUAACAACAUCGGGCUGGUGCUGCAUGGCGUAAUGGAGUAUGACCUAUCCCUGCGUUUCCUAGAGAAUGCAUUGGCUGUCACCACCAAGUACCAUGGGCCCAAGGCCCUUAAGGUGGCUCUCAGCCACCACCUUGUUGCCCGGGUCUACGAAAGCAAAGCUGAAUUCCGGUCAGCCCUUCAGCAUGAGAAGGAAGGUUAUACCAUCUACAAGACGCAGCUAGGUGAGGACCAUGAGAAGACCAGGGAGAGCUCUGAGUACCUCAAGUGCCUGACCCAGCAGGCUGUAGCCUUGCAGCGCACCAUGAAUGAGAUCUACCGCAAUGGCUCCAGUGCUAACAUCCCACCCCUUAAGUUCACAGCUCCUAGAAUGGCCAGUGUCCUGGAGCAGCUCAAUGUCAUCAAUGGCAUUCUCUUCAUUCCUCUCAGCCAAAAAGAUUUGGAAAACCUGAAGGCAGAGGUGGCACGGCGACACCAGCUCCAGGAGGCCAGCAGAAACAGGGAUAAGGCUGAUGAUGUGGCCACUGAUCCUGAGCCAGCAAGAGCCCAGCAAGAGGACAUGGGCUCCCCUCAGACUGCCAAGGAGGAUCCUUCUCUAAGCGUACAGGGAUAAAAAAAGGAGAGAAACAUGGACAGUCAGCAGCCCCAUUACCCAGUGAUGCAGACAGACUCCAGGAGAAGGGGGCAUGCCCUGCAGAUUGGGAGACGAAGCUAGUCCUCCACUUUCCACCCUUGCCCCACCCCCAGUAUUUGACUGGGGCCCCAGCCUGGCCUGCCUGCCCCCAAAAGAUAGUUUGCACUGGUUCAAUGAAUAUUCAAUGCAGAGGCCUAAUUGAAGAGAAGAGAAUGAAGUGUGUAGGCAUCAACUCCAGCUAGGGGCAAAUGCCCCCCGCCUCCCGUCCUCAAGCAGGUGUGUUUGUCCAUGCCUGUGGGUGUCUUGCUCCGUCCUUCCAGAUGUACAUAGCCCAGCCCAGUCAGUUGUGAGAGGAUGACGUGCAGAUGCGAUUUCUCAGGUCAUUUGUAUGUUUGACAUUACAGCUGCUGCUUUUGUUGCCACUACCCCCAGGUCCAGCCUGGCUUAAAGUCCAGGUUGAAGUAAAAAAAGAUGGGGGCUUUUCUGUGUCCUGGGAGGGGGGAGCCGGAUCCCUGGUAGGGUGCAAGGUAAGACCUGCAGUGGCUUUACUGUGAUUGGACCUGGCCUACCUGUAGCCUCAGGGUGAGGGGAUGCGGCCUGCAGUGGUGGACCCCCCCCAUACAUCUAUGUGCCUGGCCUUGGCCAAGCGGGAGGCAGCACUGCCAUAGGCUUUGACUUGCCUUCCUGCUCCUAUACCCCAGGUGGGCAAAACCUAGGGGGCCAACAGUCUGAAUGUAUCUUUCUCCCCAUUUUAACCUGAGCUGCCUAAUGCACAGUGGGGGGUAGUUACAGGGGCAGGGACCCAGGGCUGAUCAUGGAUUCCAGGGAAAGUGCCAUGCACAGGAGUGAUGGUCACCUCUGUGGAGCCAGGCUCCUUACUUGGUCUUUGCCAUAUAUAAGCACUUCUACAAAGAGGCUCUGGGGUGACAGGGCUCCUACUACCUGACUGCUAUCUCUCCCUGCCUGCGUUGCUUCUCUUUGUCUGCUGUCCCUGAAGGAGAUGGCCACCCUUUGAGCCUGGGGGAGCUGUUCUAGGCAGAGCCCCUGCUUGGGGUUUUGCUGGAGCUGCUGAUGGAUAGUAUCUGUCCAGGGACCUUGUUUCAAAGGGAAUGGGCGUAAGCCAGCAAGGCAUCCCCACAGUUAUCAAGAACGUUUUCUUGUUUUUAAACCAUCACGUCUUCAUUUCACAUUGGAAUAAAGUGAGUUUUUGAAACCUGCUG